Messenger RNA from Setaria italica (foxtail millet), 1449 nucleotides. RefSeq names its product QWRF motif-containing protein 7. Gene Ontology annotation, molecular function: microtubule binding. The coding region runs from base 1 to 1449 and encodes 482 amino acids. NCBI's taxonomy places the organism in Eukaryota, Viridiplantae, Streptophyta, Magnoliopsida, Poales, Poaceae. Gene Ontology annotation, cellular component: cytoplasm; centrosome; nuclear microtubule. The record is from RefSeq and is a predicted model, not a curated record. Gene Ontology annotation, biological process: centrosome cycle; spindle assembly. The transcript is spliced from 4 exons.
AUGUCGUCGUCGAAGCGGUGGACGUCCGCCUCCGGCACGGAGCUCCCGGGCCGGUCGCCCCUCCCCGCCGCCGCACUCUCGCCAGGCCGCCAGAGCGCCCGCCGCUCCGUCUCUUUCCGAUCGGACGCCGCCCCAGCCUCCGGCGGCGCAGCCUCCAUCGCCCGAACGCUAUGGCCUUCCUCCACCGGCGGCGGCAAGAACAACAAGGCCCCGCGCGCGCCUUCUCCCUUGUCGUCCGCGCCACCGUCGUCGUCCGUGGCCACCCUAGCGGACCAUCUCGCCAAAGACGACGCGCCGCAGGUCCUCUCCCGGCAGCGCAGCUGCACCGAGCUCCCGCGUACCGACGCCGACGCGGAGGCCCGGAAGAUCGGGAAGUCCUCCGGCAAGGGCGGCGGCGGCGGCCACGCGUUCGGCCGGUCCAUGCGGCUCCUCCCGUCCACGAGGCCCGCGGGCGUCACGCUCACGCCGGGCCGCGUCGCGCCGUCCGACCUCCGCAGGCUCACCGCCAACGGCCCGUCCCUGGACGCCGCCGCCGACGUCGCCAGCUCCGGGUCGGAGUGCAGCGACGCCGCCUCUAGGGGCUCCACCACGCCGAGAACGACGGCGGCCUCGAAGCCGCGCUCGACGCUGCUCCCCCGCACGAGCUCCGUCCGCCUGCUCGGCUCGAGCAACACGCAGUGGGCGCUCUCGCCGGGGCGGCGCAGUGGCUCGCCGCUCAAGACGACGACCACGGCGCUGCCCACGGUGCCGGAAGCCAAGGGCAGUAAGAAGAGCCUGAUCAGCCUCGGGUGGGGCCAUAUCUUCCACCGGAGGAAGCACGCCGCCGAGGACGCGUCCAUAGCCGCCGCCACGGCCACCUUGCUGUCCUCCUCGCCGGUGUCGUCGUCACGGAGCAGCACCGGAGGCGGCGGUGCCGAGGCCGGGCACCAGAUGAGGAUGGCGCAUUGCCGCCUCCUGCAGUGGCGCUUCGCGAACGCCGAGGCCGAAGCCGCCCGCAAGAGGAAGCAGGCCAGCGCCGAGCUGGACUUGAUGGGUACAUGGGCGAGCGUGUCGGAGAUGAGAGGGAAGGUGGCGAGGAAGCGGAUGCAGCUAGAGAAGGAGAAGCAGAAGAUUAAGCUAAAUACCGUGCUCUCUUGCCAGAUGAAAGAUUUGGAGAGCUGGGGGCAGGUGGAAACCGAACAUGCCGCUGCCCUGGCGUCAACUGUAAGCUGCACCCGGGCGGCCGUUUGCAGGCUUCCUCUCACCAGUGGUGCCAAGGCUCAGGACAGGGCGUUGGUGAUCUCAGAGCUGGUGCGUGUUGCGAGUGAAGAGAAAGCUUUGCUGCAGGAGUUCCUCGAGCUGCUUAGCCGGGUCUCUGCACUGCAGGUUGAAGAACAGAGCUUGCGCUGCCAUCUAGUGCAGUCGUCAUCACUUAGUGCUCCGACGGGGGAAUGCGUGCAGGCACUGUGA